This is a messenger RNA of Dendroctonus ponderosae (mountain pine beetle), 1483 nucleotides long. RefSeq names its product serine/arginine-rich splicing factor 7. The coding region runs from base 146 to 760 and encodes 204 amino acids. The record is from RefSeq and is a predicted model, not a curated record. Gene Ontology annotation, molecular function: zinc ion binding; RNA binding. NCBI's taxonomy places the organism in Eukaryota, Metazoa, Arthropoda, Insecta, Coleoptera, Curculionidae. The transcript has 5 exons.
AGCAAAAUUUUGACAGACGUCUGCUGUCACUCGAAGGUUUUGUUUCUGGGGAAACGUGUUGGUUAUCGCGAAAAUCAAUAAGCCUUUAACUACAAGUGGAAAGGCUUCGUUUAGCUCAUAUUGCCAGUCUAUUCAAGGCGCAAAAAUGGCUAGUCCAGCCAAGUCCAGGAGCCGCAGCCGUUCAGUCAGCUCUGCAAGCAAAAAAAGCCGCUCUAGGAGCGCCAGUUCCUCACUCAGUCGAUCCCGAUCACGAUCGCGCAGUGGAAGCAGUGAACGAGAUGGUUACAGGCUCCACAUUGCUGAUAUCGGUGACGAUGUCCGAAAGACUGAUUUGGAGAAGGUGUUUGCGCCCUAUGGGGAAAUCAAGGAAGUGUGGCUGACGAACAGUACGCCAUGCUUUGGUUUCGCAGUUUUUAAGGACAAGAAGGAUGCGGCAGUUGCCCUGAAAGCCUGCGAUGGGGCUGAAGUUUGCGGCUGUCGCAUUCGAGUUACAUACGCCCGACCCAGAACCAGGGGUCAAGGGCGCCGCUAUUACUCGAAUAACAUGAGAUGCUAUCAGUGCGGCUACAACGGCCACUUUUACAGGGACUGCCCGGAAAUUACCGGCGGAAGCGACAACCGAAAGGACCGGCACAUGGUAUUAGUUGGUAUGAUGUUUUGGUUAUUCAUAUUCUGGGUAAAAGAGAGUUGGUUAAAAUGGUCACGAUGGUCAGAUCCAGUUGAUCCGAUGGGUCCAAAUGGGGUAUUAUGGAAUGGCUGAAAAUGAUGAUGAUGAUGAUGAUGAACUGGUGGCCAUGUCAUGGGGGUCGUUUAUGGUUAUUUGGUCUGGUUUUUAGUUACGGAAGGGAAAGGAGAAGCCACCGUAGCGACCGUGAAAAAGAUUACGGUAGCAGAAGCAGGAGAUCUUCUUUCAGAUCUCGCAGAAGAUCGACGGAUGAGUUUGGUAGAAGGCGGCGAUCUGAAGGUAGUAGCAGGCGACACCGCUACUAGGGUAAGUUAGUGUAAGGGAAACUAAAAAAUUGUUUCAUUAUAUUUGAUUAGGUUUAACCACUUUACUGGUUUAAUGAAAUGUUAAUUUGUCCGGUUUGGGUUUCUCUCGGGUCAUGUUUGCUUCAAAUAUUGUGUAACACGUUCAGUGUUGUUGUAAUUACAUUAUAAACAACUACAUAUUCAGUAGAUGGCAAUUCGGAUAACAAUGCGCAGCGACAUUUUCUCUACAUUAACACUGAGCGUGUUGAAAAAACGACCUUAUUAUGUAUUUUACAGGCAAAGUGUAAAAUUUUACAGGCAAGUUAGAUGAGUCAACUUAUCAACCAGUAUGUUGUUUAAUGUAAUGUGCGCCUAAACAGUUGUCUAAAAUACGAUUUUUUCCGCAUAUAAUAAUGUUGAAUAAACUUUAGUUGCAUUUUAGAAGACUAUGGCGUUAAUGCGAGAUAUAUGAAUCUGUGUACUAGUAAUAGGGCAAAUAGAUUUUUUUGAACUC